AUGGACACCCAAGCCAUGAAUGGCGAGACAGCCCUAGGAACAGCCGCAGCACGCGGCUUCGCACGAAUAAUACGAGUCCUCAUCGCCAGCGGGGCGAACGUCAACGCAGGAAGUGGAACCGGCAAAACAGCAUUAUCACAAGCAGCGUCAUACGGCCAGGACCGUAUUGUGAGACUUCUUCUUGACUGCGGUGCAGAUAUUGAUGCGCUGAACAGCACGGGCGAGACGGCGUUGGCCCUUGCGGCGUUGAAUGGGAAUAUGAGAGUUGCGCGGGUUUUGUUGGAUCGGGGGGCGGAUGUUGAUCGGAUGGAAUAUCCUUGGGAGUCGCCUUUGCUUAAGGCUAUUAAGCAGAAUUUUACGGAGAUGGUGGUACUUUUGAUGGAGCGAGGGGCAAAUCCGAGACUUGUUGGAGGGUUCCAGAGGUCUGAAACUGCUUUGUCUUAUGCUGCAAGGUUGAAUCGGGUUCAGGUUUUGGGAAUUUUUAGGAGGUAUGGGCAUGAAGGGGGUCCUGUUCAGUACUAUUGA
Messenger RNA from Penicillium canescens, 525 nucleotides. RefSeq names its product ankyrin repeat domain-containing protein. The record is from RefSeq and is a predicted model, not a curated record. Gene Ontology annotation, cellular component: nucleus; cytoplasm. Bases 1 to 525 code for a protein of 174 amino acids. Lineage: Eukaryota; Fungi; Ascomycota; Eurotiomycetes; Eurotiales; Aspergillaceae. The transcript has a single exon. Gene Ontology annotation, molecular function: protein binding.